AGCAGGGAAGAAGAGUGGGGCCCGUGUUGCCGGAAGUAUGGAGGCUGUGAUCGCAGAGGUGGUCGCACCGCAGGAUCUGCUGAAAUUUGAGAAGAAGUACAACGCGGAGCUGGUGAAAGGAACUGUGUCCAGAGUGACUGCGUUCGAGUAUGCUUGGUGUUUGAUACGUAGCAAGUACUCAGAGGACAUCCAAAAAGGAGCUGCCCUGCUGGAGGACCUUGUUCACAAGGGCCCCAAGGCUGAGCAAAGAGACUACUUGUUCUAUCUUGCUGUGGCAAACUACAAACUUAAGGACUAUGAGAAGGGUCUGAAAUACAUCCGGAUCUUGCUGAAAAAUGAACCGGGGAACACACAAGCUUUGGAGUUGGAGAAAAUGAUCAACAAAGCUCUGAAGAGGGAUGGACUGGUAGGCAUGGCAAUCGUUGGAGGCGUUGGCCUUGUCUUCGGCCUCGCUGGCAUAGCAGGUCUGGCUGUUUGGGCGGCGGUGAAAAAGGCCUGAUGAUCCACAGCUGUCUGCCACGGCACCUCAGAUCCUUUCAUUACAAGCUGCGGUCUUCUGGGAUUCCCUCCGGAAAUAGAAGGCAGCUCUACAUCGUAACAGGGCUCAGUCAUGGUCGUCUCACACUAAUCCUUGGAGACUAACACACGGUGCAUCUCAUACCCCACUGCCGGUUUCUGCUGUGUCAUUUUUCAGCCUAACUAAUUUUUGCACUUCUUGAUGUCAUUUCCUUUUCUCAUAUAUGGUCCUGUACUGUGAUAGAACAACACGCUUCAUGUUGGCCAUUUUCUUAUUAUUGUUGUCUGCAAAGUGGUGAGAAGGUAUUCUGCUGCAAAACUCAUUGUAGACUGGAUAGGAAAUGAUGAUAGUGAUGUUGCAAAUGUUGAAUUUGUUGAUAUUGGUGACAUCCCCAGCGCUGCUGAUGAGAACAAAGAUGGUGAGGUUUUGUUUAUGGAUCCAGUUUUCCCUUUUGUCAAAAGGUGAUAACGCUAAAUGGAGCACCAUGGAACCGCAUGGAACACUAACGUUCAGUUGCUGACAUAGUCUGUAAACCUGCUGCCUGUGUUGCUGGAGUGGAGAACAUGACUGUCCUCAGAAGGACUAUGCUGACAGCUGAUCUUGUGCUCAUCCAGAGAUGAGAGAACUGAUACCCACUGUUGUGCUUUUGUUUAAUAAUACAAUGUAGUUUUCAUCUGGAGUCCAGAUGAAGGGGUAAAAAAAAAAAAAAAUACACCCUGGUUUAUAUAAUGUAAUUUCUUAACCUUGUAUGGUAACCACCUAAACCUUUAACCCCCACUUCCAAAAAACCUGAUAAAAAUACUGAUCAACUGACAGUUGCUAAUGUGCACAAAGUGAACCUUUGAUGAAGUGAUAAAGUGGUGAUUGUAUUUAUCUGACCAAAAAAGGCCUUAAAUUGUUUCUCAUUGUAAGUUUUUGUUUAGUUUUUUUCUACUGUCGCUCCCCCCCCCCCCCCCCCCCCC
Messenger RNA from Scleropages formosus (Asian bonytongue), 1479 nucleotides. Its product is annotated as mitochondrial fission 1 protein-like. Gene Ontology annotation, biological process: mitochondrial fission; peroxisome fission; mitochondrial fragmentation involved in apoptotic process. NCBI's taxonomy places the organism in Eukaryota, Metazoa, Chordata, Actinopteri, Osteoglossiformes, Osteoglossidae. The transcript has 5 exons. Gene Ontology annotation, cellular component: peroxisomal membrane; mitochondrial outer membrane. The record is from RefSeq and is a predicted model, not a curated record. The coding region runs from base 38 to 499 and encodes 153 amino acids. Gene Ontology annotation, molecular function: protein binding.